Scomber scombrus (Atlantic mackerel) is the source of this 710-nucleotide messenger RNA. RefSeq names its product stonustoxin subunit beta-like. Bases 195 to 710 code for a protein of 171 amino acids. NCBI's taxonomy places the organism in Eukaryota, Metazoa, Chordata, Actinopteri, Scombriformes, Scombridae. The transcript is spliced from 3 exons. The record is from RefSeq and is a predicted model, not a curated record. Gene Ontology annotation, molecular function: protein binding.
CCAACCCCUCCCAUCUGAGAGAGCUGGACCUGAGCUACAAUCAUCCAGGAGACUCAGGAGAGAAGAUCCUGUCUGCUGGACUGGAGGAUCCACACUGGAGACUGGACACUCUCAGCCUGCAGCCUGCUGGAGUCCGAUGGUUGACACCAGGUCCGAGGAAGUAUGCCUGUGAACUGGAACUGGAUCCAAACACAAUGUACAGAAAACUCAAACUGUCUGACAACAACAGGAAGGUGACACAUGUGAAGGAGAAGCAGUCAUAUCCUGAUCAUCCAGAGAGAUUUGAUCACCGGCCUCAGCUGCUGUGUAGUAAUGGUCUGACUGGUCGCUGUUACUGGGAGGUCGAGUGGAGUGGAACAGUUUAUAUUUCAGUGAGUUACAGAGGAAUCAUCAGGAAAGGAGACAGUUAUUACUGUGGGUUCGGAAGGAAUGAUCAGUCCUGGAGUGUGAGGUGCUCUGAUGGCGGUUACUCUGUCUGGCACAACAACAGUGGAACAUCCUCCUCCUCCUCCUCCUCCUCCUCCACCUCUGGUAGAGUAGCAGUGUAUGUGGACUGUCUUGCUGGCACUCUGUCCUUCUACAGAGUCUCCUCUGACACACUGAUCCAUCUCCACACCUUCAACACCACAUUCACUGAACCUCUGUAUGCUGGGUUUGGGUUUCGGUCACAAGACAAGUUUGGUUCCUCAGUGUCUCUGUGUCCUCUGUAG